AUGAGGAUGUUGUAUGGAAGGCUCUUACACAUAAUGGUAUGUGUAGUUUCGACUCAAUCGCAUAUUGUCCACAGCCUCAAAUUUGACCAGGCCAGAUUCGUUUAUUCUGCUUCACUUCAAGCUCCGAGCUGCAAUUUUUUACUCAAAUUUGUCAAUAAACUCAUCGGCGUUUCCAAACAGUCCUACUUAAGGGCCAAGAGGGAGCUGUUCGUUGAUGAUGUCAAUAAACGGCUUGAUAGGAAGGAAAUUAAACUUCUCAUUGUUUUGGAGCAGAGUGAGCUCUUCAAGCGGUGCAACAACGUCCACUACAACGAUGACGGCUCCGAGGUCAACUUUUCUGACAACGACAAGGUGCUCCUUCCCGUUUCCUUCUUUGAGUGCUGCAAAUCCGGCAACUACAACGUGCCCUUUCAGCUCCUAAUUCACAAAGUUCACGUUCCGGAGCCCUACUACUCGUCUAAGCCGCCUGAGCUACUACUCUCUUCAGACCUUUCGAAGUCGUCUAGGAACUUGGUUACUAACUCGUCUGAGUCACUGAUGGAGACCAAGCGAAGGGGCCCUCCUAAUAUCGACUCUUUUCCUAACACUGCUCAGGAGUUCAUUCCUCCAAGUGAUGUUUCGAACGAGUGCGUUUCCUGUUCCGCUAUUGAGUUUCGAACUGAUGAAAACUACGUGUACGUGCCCAAAUGGAUUAUGAACAAUCUGAAGCUAAAGCCCUUUGAUGUUGUUUUGGUCGAACUAAUCAAACUCGACGAUUGCACCAAUGUUGAGUUAAAAUGUCUUGAGAGGGAGUUUUACGAGACCAACGACAUUAAGAAGGUUCUUGAGGAGCGUCUCAAGUACUACUCCACUCUCACUUUGAACUCCGUGAUUCCCAUUACUAUUGGCGAUGUGACUUUUAAUUUUAAGGUUGUUAGGCUGGAUACUACAAAUCAGCGGAAUGUUCCCUUUGCAUCCAUCCAGGACAUAGAUUUGAACGUUAAGUUGUUAUAA
Theileria orientalis strain Shintoku is the source of this 993-nucleotide messenger RNA. RefSeq names its product ubiquitin-fusion degradation pathway component. Gene Ontology annotation, cellular component: VCP-NPL4-UFD1 AAA ATPase complex. Gene Ontology annotation, molecular function: polyubiquitin modification-dependent protein binding. The record is from RefSeq and is a predicted model, not a curated record. NCBI's taxonomy places the organism in Eukaryota, Apicomplexa, Aconoidasida, Piroplasmida, Theileriidae. The coding region runs from base 1 to 993 and encodes 330 amino acids. The transcript is spliced from 4 exons.